Molecule: messenger RNA, 6760 nt
Organism: Pipistrellus kuhlii (Kuhl's pipistrelle)
Lineage: Eukaryota; Metazoa; Chordata; Mammalia; Chiroptera; Vespertilionidae
Gene: TAOK1
Product: TAO kinase 1
Exons: 20
Coding region: 231-3236 (1001 amino acids)
Biological process (GO): protein phosphorylation; execution phase of apoptosis
Molecular function (GO): ATP binding; protein kinase activity
Source: RefSeq, a predicted model, not a curated record
CCGGGGGGGCGGGGGGGCAGCGGUGUGUCGCCAGGCCCCCUCCUCCUCCUCCUCACUCCUCGCCUUCCAGCGAAGCGGCUGCCCCAGCGCCGUAGGGGGCUGCGCCUGCCCGCUCCGCCCCGGACCUGUCGGCGAAAGGGUUAUGCCAAAGUGGCUUCAUUCAUACAGAUGAACCAAGGAUUGGGAUAGCAAGUAUAAAAUUAGCAUCAAACAGCUGAUUGCCCAGCAGGAUGCCAUCAACUAACAGAGCAGGCAGCCUGAAAGACCCUGAAAUUGCAGAGCUCUUCUUCAAAGAAGAUCCUGAAAAGCUCUUCACAGAUCUCAGAGAAAUUGGCCAUGGAAGCUUUGGAGCAGUGUAUUUUGCACGAGAUGUGCGUACCAAUGAAGUGGUGGCUAUCAAAAAAAUGUCUUAUAGUGGAAAACAGUCUACUGAGAAAUGGCAGGAUAUUAUUAAAGAAGUCAAGUUUCUACAAAGAAUAAAACAUCCCAACAGUAUAGAAUAUAAAGGCUGCUAUUUACGUGAGCACACAGCUUGGCUUGUAAUGGAAUAUUGUUUAGGAUCUGCUUCAGAUUUACUGGAAGUUCACAAAAAGCCAUUACAAGAAGUGGAAAUAGCAGCAAUUACACACGGUGCUCUCCAGGGACUAGCCUACUUGCAUUCGCAUACUAUGAUCCAUAGAGAUAUCAAAGCAGGAAAUAUUCUCCUGACAGAACCAGGCCAGGUGAAACUUGCUGACUUUGGAUCUGCUUCCAUGGCAUCUCCUGCCAAUUCUUUUGUGGGAACGCCAUAUUGGAUGGCCCCGGAAGUCAUUUUAGCCAUGGACGAAGGACAGUAUGAUGGCAAAGUAGAUGUAUGGUCUCUUGGAAUAACAUGUAUUGAACUAGCGGAAAGAAAGCCUCCUUUAUUUAAUAUGAAUGCAAUGAGUGCCUUAUAUCAUAUAGCCCAAAAUGAAUCCCCUACACUACAGUCUAAUGAAUGGUCUGAUUAUUUUCGCAACUUUGUAGAUUCUUGCCUCCAGAAAAUCCCUCAAGAUCGCCCUACAUCAGAGGAACUUUUAAAGCACAUGUUUGUUCUUCGGGAACGCCCUGAAACAGUGUUAAUAGAUCUCAUUCAAAGGACAAAGGAUGCAGUAAGAGAGCUGGACAAUCUGCAAUAUAGAAAAAUGAAGAAACUCCUUUUCCAGGAGGCACAUAAUGGACCAGCAGUAGAAGCACAGGAAGAAGAAGAGGAACAAGAUCAUGGUGUUGGACGGACAGGAACAGUGAAUAGUGUUGGAAGUAAUCAGUCUAUUCCCAGUAUGUCCAUUAGUGCCAGUAGCCAAAGCAGUAGUGUUAACAGUCUUCCAGAUGCCUCGGAUGACAAGAGUGAGCUGGACAUGAUGGAGGGAGAUCAUACAGUGAUGUCUAAUAGUUCUGUCAUCCACUUAAAACCUGAGGAAGAAAAUUAUAGAGAAGAGGUAGAUUCUAGAACAAGAGCAUCAGAUCCACAAUCUCCACCCCAAGUAUCUCGUCAUAAACCACACUAUCGUAAUCGAGAACACUUUGCUACUAUACGGACAGCAUCACUGGUUACAAGGCAAAUGCAAGAACAUGAGCAGGACUCUGAACUUAGAGAGCAGAUGUCUGGUUAUAAGAGAAUGAGGCGACAACAUCAAAAGCAGCUGAUGACACUAGAAAAUAAGCUAAAGGCUGAGAUGGAUGAACAUCGCCUCAGAUUAGAUAAAGAUCUUGAAACUCAGCGUAACAAUUUUGCUGCAGAAAUGGAGAAACUUAUCAAGAAACAUCAGGCUGCUAUGGAAAAAGAGGCUAAAGUGAUGGCCAAUGAGGAGAAAAAAUUCCAGCAACAUAUUCAGGCCCAACAGAAGAAAGAACUGAAUAGCUUUUUGGAGUCCCAGAAGAGAGAAUACAAACUUCGAAAAGAACAGCUUAAGGAGGAGCUGAAUGAAAACCAGAGCACUCCAAAAAAAGAAAAACAGGAAUGGCUUUCAAAGCAGAAGGAGAAUAUACAGCAUUUCCAAGCAGAAGAAGAGGCUAAUCUUCUUCGACGUCAGAGACAAUACCUAGAGCUGGAGUGCCGCCGCUUCAAGAGAAGAAUGCUACUUGGACGCCAUAACUUAGAGCAGGACCUUGUCAGGGAGGAGUUAAAUAAAAGGCAGACCCAAAAGGACUUAGAGCAUGCCAUGCUACUGCGACAGCAUGAAUCCAUGCAAGAACUGGAGUUUCGUCACCUCAACACAAUUCAGAAAAUGCGCUGUGAGUUGAUCAGAUUGCAGCAUCAAACUGAGCUCACUAACCAGCUGGAAUAUAAUAAGCGAAGAGAACGGGAACUAAGGCGAAAGCAUGUCAUGGAGGUUCGACAGCAGCCCAAGAGCCUGAAGUCUAAAGAACUCCAAAUAAAAAAGCAGUUUCAGGACACCUGCAAAAUCCAAACCAGACAGUACAAAGCAUUAAGAAAUCACCUACUGGAGACUACACCAAAGAGUGAGCACAAAGCUGUUCUGAAACGGCUCAAGGAGGAGCAGACCCGGAAGUUAGCCAUCUUGGCUGAGCAGUAUGACCACAGCAUUAAUGAAAUGCUAUCCACACAAGCCCUGCGUUUAGAUGAAGCACAGGAAGCAGAGUGCCAGGUUUUGAAGAUGCAGCUGCAACAGGAACUGGAGCUGUUGAAUGCAUAUCAGAGCAAAAUCAAGAUGCAAGCUGAGGCACAACACGAUCGAGAGCUUCGCGAGCUUGAACAACGGGUCUCCCUACGAAGGGCACUAUUAGAACAAAAGAUUGAAGAAGAGAUGUUGGCUUUGCAGAAUGAACGCACAGAACGAAUACGAAGCCUGCUGGAGCGUCAAGCCAGAGAAAUUGAAGCUUUUGACUCUGAAAGUAUGAGACUGGGUUUUAGUAACAUGGUCCUUUCUAAUCUCUCCCCUGAGGCAUUCAGCCACAGCUACCCAGGAGCUUCUGGUUGGUCUCACAACCCUACUGGGGGUCCAGGACCUCACUGGGGUCAUCCCAUGGGUGGCCCACCACAAGCUUGGGGCCAUCCAAUGCAAGGUGGACCUCAGCCAUGGGGUCACCCCUCAGGGCCAAUGCAAGGGGUGCCCCGAGGUAGCAGUAUGGGGGUCCGCAAUAGCCCUCAGGCUCUGAGGCGGACAGCUUCUGGGGGACGGACGGAGCAGGGCAUGAGCAGAAGCACGAGUGUCACCUCACAGAUCUCCAAUGGGUCACAUCUGUCUUAUACAUAACUUAAUAGUUGAAAGUGGCAAUUCUGCUGGAGCUGUCUGCCAAAAGAAACUGCCUACAGAUAUCGUCACUGCAGCCUCCUCACUUGGGUACUAUAGUGUGGAAGCUGAAUGCAUAUGGUAUAUUUUAUUCAUUUUUAAAGCGUUCUGUUUUGUGUUUACUAAUUUGGAUGUCAUAGUAUUUGGCUGCCAGGUUUUGUUUUUUUGUUUUUAACUUUUGGAGAAAUUUAAAAAGAGGAAUUGAUAUGUAUGUGUGAGAGUGUGUGCGUGCGCAUGCACACACACUCACACACACAUCGUGUGUGGUAAAAAUUGGCUAGAUAGGGGGUAUUUUUUGAAGACUGCAAAUAUAUAAUACAGCAAAAUGGCUUAAGUCAUCACUUUCGGGCUACUGUAUCCUAAGAAGUUUGUGAGAAGAUCAAAGCCUUUCUCCAUACCCCACAUUCUAAUGAACCACUCACAGCAGGCAGCAUAUGCUAAAACAAGUUAUUAUGGAAGCACAUUUGUAUCCCCUCACCAGUAUAUUUUCUUUAUUACAUUGAUCCGACUUCUCAGCCUCAUUUGGAGUAAAAAAGUGGAAAGCCAUGAACACUGAAGGGUUGCAUUGACUUUUUCAGAGUGUAGAAAACAAAUGAGUUCUUUUUCUGAAUGCUGCAUAGGCUUGUCAGUGAUUUUUCCUCCCAUUCAUUUGUGCCUUCUUUGUGGCAUGGUGAGAUGGAGGUGCAUCACAAGUUGUGUGGGAAUUUCAUCCAACAAACCUGUGAGCCUUCAAAGGGAAAGACCAGAAGGGUGAGAGAGGUCCCUGAAAGUUCAUAUAAUAGGUGUGUUCAGCAGCAGAGUGAGAAGAUGAAGCCUAUAUAUCCUGAUGUUUUGUUGCUCAUACUGUGAUAUUUCAUCCUAGCUAAGCUCUGUAACUCCCAAAACCCCAAACAGUACUUUUUACUUUGUUUGUUCAAAAACAAAGACGUAUAGCCAAUACACAUCAAAUGCCUGAGGUAUUUGAAUAAUGCCAUAUUUGCAAACUGCCACCUUUUGGAAUUCUCAUCACACUACAUAGACAUUAAUUUGAUUACCCCCUUUUGGCUUAUGGGAUUUCCUGUUUACAAGUAGGAUAGCCAAUUAUUUAAAGUUUAGUUGCCAUAGUGAACCAGGAGUCACUGAGCCAAUGACUUUACCAGCUGCUGACUAACCCUCACUACCACUGUAGAUUUUGCUGCAUAUGCAGGUCCUCUUUUUUCUUUUUCUUUUUUUUCUUUUUAAUUACUGUUUUUGUUGCUGCAAUACCUUAUAAACUUGUAGUUCCUUGAGACUUAGUGACCAUUUGACAUCAUGUUAACAUCAUACAAUAGGAAACCACUUCCUGAAGUCUCUAGCCUCUGCUAAAUUACUACUGAAAAGGAACUAGCAGGUUUGGCAAAUUAAGAAAAAAAGAAAAGUAAAAUAAGUUAUAGUGGUCAGGGAAUCUCUAAACAAAAGCUAACCUUUUUUUUCCAGAGAGGGGCGUGUUUUGUUUGUUUGUUUUGUUUUUCAAUGAAGGAUCAACCCAGUGCUGAAAGUCAGAUGUUACUUGGUAUUCCAUUGCCAGUGUGGAAAUUUAGUUGAAGAUGGAUAGGGAGCUGUAUUACUUGAAGAAAAAAAAAUUUUCUUUCCAGUGACAUAUCAGAAUUUCUACAAGCUAUUGUUCUGCCUCCUCCCCAGUUGUCUUGAAGAACCCUUGCUGCUAACUCUGGGUCCUGCUUUUCAUAUAAUCAGAGUUUCCAGUCCCUCUCAAUGAUACUUUUUACCCAGGCCAGACUGAUGACCAAAUGUAAUCUGUCACUUUUGAAAUCUUGGGUUUUUUUCAAUGUAAGUCUUCCCCAAGUAUGUCAGUCCAGUCUCCAUGGAUCAUCCCCUUUAGGAGUUUCUGGGAUCCGCUAAAGGUAACUGGAAGAAAAAUUAAUAGUUUAAUGUAAAUGUUUUAAAAGCCAGUAUCACAGUAGAAUUCACACAAUUUUAGGCAGUGUUUCAGGUAGCACUCUGAUACAUCAUCCUCUUGGCCAUACUCAAGAUCUCUAGCUGUUAGAUGAACAGGACAUGUACUUGUCAUAUCUAAUGAAAGGGGCUUUUAAUUUUCUCCAUAUAUUUUUUGCAUUCAAGUAUAUAAUAUUUCAAACAAGUUGAAAUAUCUACUAAUUUGGAGGAAAAUUAUAGAAUUAGAAUUAAUAAAAUGCCCAAAAAAUAAAAUGGAAUUUGAUACUUAAAAGAAAAUUUCUUAUUAGCCCCUCUGUACUACUAGAGGUAUAGAAUAGAGAAGCAGAUUCAUUUUGCACACAAAACUCUAAAAUCCACACUACUUCAGUGACUUAGUAUUAGUCAAAUUGAAUUACUGAGUUUGUGUGCAGAGCAUUUGUACUUGUAAACUUGUGAUUGCUGACUCCAAAGGUCUACCCAAUCGGGCUUUGUAUCUGAUGUAUCUGUGGGGCAAUCAGUUUUAACAUGUAGGUCAUGAGUAUACCUGGAUUAUUCCAUUACAUUAAUUUUAUUUUAAAAAUAUAUAGUUUGCAAAAAUUCUAAUUGGUGUGUUUAUAAGAUCUAACUUCUGAGGAAUCUCAUACAUGGUAGGAAUCAAUAAAGAGUGAACUUUGUAGCAGGAAACUCUGAAAAGUUUAGAGAUUCUUAAGAAAGAAACAAGCACUUUCUAAAUCAGUGUGCAAAUGUCAAUAUUUGAUCAAAUUACUACCUCCUCCAAGAGUUGGUGUUCACUCAGUACCUAUGUGUUUAAGAAAGAAAGAAAAAAAGUGGGAAAUUUGUCCAGCAUAUCAGAAAGUUAUUAAUGCUAUUUCUGGUAUCCAGAGCUUGGCAGUAAAAGUUUUCUUAUGUUCACUGUAUCUCCCUUUAGUUAACAUUUUCAAAAGCAAAACCUCAUAUUUUUAUAAAUAUUAUUUCUAAUUGGGUUCCCUUCCUUUUGCACAUAUUUUUCUCCUCUUAUUAAAGUCAGAUCUAAUCCCAAAUUAUAGUUUCUUCAUUAUAUAGUAAUGUUAGCUGGAAAAUGUUUAUAUUAUUUUUAUUCAGAGCUGCCCUUUUUUUAGUCAAUUCUGUCCCUAGGGAUGAAUAGUUCUACAUUUAAUGCCAUCCCCUUAGGUAUAAUAUGCUUGAUUACUAUAGGCCAAGGAUUUAUAGGGAAAUUUAACUAUUUAGUAUAGUCAUGAUUUUCAACUGCCCAGACACCAGGUAAACACUAUUUAGUACACUAGUUGUCCUUGAUCUUCCCUCCUACACCCACCUAAUUUUCCUCAUUCUCCUUUUGAAAAUCAAAAACUCUAUGAGUGUCUUUUUCAGACCGUAAGACAGACUUUAGUAACUUUCUACUUUCUUUAAGUGCUAAAUGUCUGGCAUUUUAAACUUUUAUAAAAUACAUUGUGUUGGACACUGGAAUAAUACUGUUUAUUUUCACCUGUGAAAAAUGACUUUAUUGUACUUGAAACACCUCCUUUGCAUUUCUCCAUUUGUGCCAUUCACUAGUGGAAAUAAAUUGUAUUAUACCAUGA